AUGCAGACAGAUGACUGCUCACCCCUGCUGCAACCAUCUCAGCCAGACCUGGUCAUCCGUGUAGGAAAAGUGACCAUUGGUGAAAAAUGCAGGAAGAAGCUGCCAAAAAUUCGGAAGGAAAAAGAGAAGGAGAAAGUUGUGCAGGCUGCAUGUGCUCUGUUAAACUCAGGAGGAGGAGUGAUUCGGAUGGAAAUAGCAAAUGAGACUGACUGUCCUCUCGACCUGGGCUUGGACUUGCAGGAGGCCUUGACAGAGCUAAUUCUGCCUUCAGACAUUUUUGAUGAUUUCUUUGAUACAGAGAAACAAGGAAGGAUGUUCCAUAUUUUUGUUAAGUCUUGGAGAAGGGGUGCUCUGCCUGAAGACAAUUCUGACAAGCCCCCCAUUUGCAGUAUGUGCUCUUCUCUGUACCGAAGAUCUGGGACCUCUACAAUUUGCUUGAAUUCAAGGCAGGCGUACAAUUUCCUGAAGAUCAAGAAAAACAAUGCACAGAAAGCACGGAUUAAUGAAGAAUCUGGACAUCAGGACAUCUUGGAAUCAAAUCCUGCUUUCCAAGUUUUCCAAAGCAAGAAGCUUGAAUAUGGUCACAUCCUGCCUUUUCCUGAGUCUCAUUCUGUAGAGUUUAAGCACUUUUCCACACCCAAAAUCAACCAAUAUGUAAAAAAAGCGAUUCAAAAGUACACCCCUGCCUUUGCCAAUAAUAAAGGAGGCUACCUUUUUAUUGGAGUGGAAGAUGAGGAUAGGAAAGUCCUGGGAUGUCCAAAAGAAAAUGUUGACCGUGACUCUUUGCAAAGAGUGAUAGCACAAGCAGUUUCCAAGCUGCCAGUCUUCCAUUUUUGCUCCACUGAUGCACGAGUAUCCUUUGAGGUCAAAUUCAUAGAUGUGUACAAAGAGGAAGCCUUAUAUGGUUACGUCGUUGCGGUAAAAAUCGAGCCGUUCUGCUGUGUGGCGUUCUCAGAAGACCCUGUUUCAUGGAAGGUGAAUGAGCAGCAGGAAAUCGUCAGAAUGAAUAUGACUGAAUGGAUAGCAAAGAUGAUGGGCACAGAUCCAGAUUUUGCUGAAGGUUUUGCAUCUCAGCUGAGUCUAUCUGACAGUCUUCCACACUGCAGAAAAGGCAUGAAACAUACAGCCCAUCUUCAACAGCUUUUAUUUCCAGUAUCACCAGGACGUUGGCAGUAUAUCCCUGAAUCACUCUGGGUGGAGCUGUCCUCACAGCACAAAGGAUUGGAGGAGUUAAUACAUCAGCAAGUUCGUCCUGCCUCCUGGGGAAUUCUGAUCUUUUCCAGAAGCUGGGCUGUGGACCUGGGGUUGGAAGAGAAGCAGGGAGUCCUCUGCGAUGCUCUACUCAUUGCGCACAACAGUCGCCCCACUCUGUACACCAUUCUGGGGGAUCAGGAUGCAGAAGGGCAGGACUACUGCAACCACAUUGCCUUGACAUUGAAGCAGAAGCUGGUGACCAUGGGUGGCUACACUGGGAAGCUGUGUGUCAUGACCAAGGUCCUCUGCCUGAGUCCCGACAUCAGUGCAAUGUCCCUGGAGCUGUACAGCUCUCCAAUAGUUUAUCCCUUGCCCUAUAACCUCUCAGGCACCCAGAAAAUAGAGUCCUUGCUGCAGGCCCUUGUGAUUGUGUUACUGGGCUUCAGAUCCUCCCUGAACCACCAACAUGAGAGGAUUUUAAGUCUUCUAGAAGUUCCACCAUCACAGCAAUGUGUUUGUUUAAUACCUACCUGGCUCAGAAAAGAUAAGCCUGGUCAUAAAGAUCAGGGAAAGAUACGAACAUCUGUCUCUCCACUGAAGCUGAACCUGGUGAAUGUGGCUGAGAAGGUGUGGCAUAAGAGGAGGAUCUCUACCUGA
This is a messenger RNA of Octodon degus (degu), 1851 nucleotides long. RefSeq names its product schlafen family member 13. The transcript has 3 exons. The record is from RefSeq and is a predicted model, not a curated record. Gene Ontology annotation, biological process: defense response to virus. Lineage: Eukaryota; Metazoa; Chordata; Mammalia; Rodentia; Octodontidae. Gene Ontology annotation, molecular function: tRNA binding. The coding region runs from base 1 to 1851 and encodes 616 amino acids.